AUGUGUUUAGCCAGAGCCCUUGUCGUCGCCAAAGCCAAGAUUGAUAACGAUACACGGGAUCGUCUUAUACGAGACCAUCGGAGACCACUUCAAAAGCGUUUGGCUCGUGAAUUACAUCAAAAUGCUGGUGUUUCCCUCGGAUCCUGUGGCAUGGACGAAGUCAAGCAAUUUCAGACCUAUCUUUCUGACUACCAAAUCAACAUCGUUUCCAAAGAGCAUCAGCAUUCCAUCCUUUAUUCGGGUCCCGAUUGAGAGAAAAUAAUUUACCUGUAUCUCCACGAUAACCAUUAUGAUGUUAUUACGAGCAUGCCCGGUUUUUUAGCUCGUAAUAAGUUUUGUCAUACCUUCAAGAAAGCUACAAUAAUCAGAGAGAUCAUCUGUGCCCCAACGCGUGUAAAUGCUGUCGUUUUCCGAACUGUCCCAUCGUAUCUUGGAUUCAUUGUGACGGCUGCAAUCGGGAUUUCAAAAGCCAGGACUGUUUUGAUAGACAUAAACAGACGGAAGGAAAAUCGAAAUCCAUCUGUUCCGAUCUCGUCAAAUGUUCUGAAUGUCAUACCGUCGUGAAGUGAAGUAAAAAGAGACCUGAGAAGCAUCAUUGUGGCAUAACGAAAUGCUCUAUAUGUAAAGAGUACAUUCGAACCGGCAACCACGGCUGCUAUAUGCAACCUGUGAAGAAACGAAACACAACCGAAGACUUGCCCGAUAGCGAACCCGACGAGGAAGACUUGCUCGAUAACGAACCCGAUGACGUAGCCAAUGUUGGGUAAAACCAAUUAUUAUUUUUCGAUUUCGAGUGUCGUCAAGAAAACAGUAACCACGAACCCAACUUAUGCCUACUUCAGAACGAAGCUGGUGACGAACGGGUAUUCGAAGGGGAUAACACGCGAAACGAAUUCUGCGAAUGGCUCUUUACGAAAGAACAUGCGGGCUGUACCGUAAUGGCGCAUAAUUUCCAAGGUUACGAUAGCUACUUCAUUCUCCAAUACCUACGUGAGAACGGUGUCAAGUAUGACGUCAUCAUGCGCGGUGCAAAGGUCCUCACGUUGUCGUUGCCCAUGUUUAAGAUCAGGUUUAUCGACUCCUUGAGCUUUAUCCCAAUGAAGGCUAUUUCCCUCACCUUUAUAACAAGAAAGAGAACGAGCACUAUGUUGGACCCCUACCUCCGAGUCCAUAUUACAAUCCUGACGGAAUGAAUCCUGACGAGAAAGAAAAGUUUUUGGAAUGGCAUAAUGAAUUGAAACAGAACAAUUACGUGUUCAAUUUUCAGCAAGAAAUCCUGAGUUACUGCCGCUCUGAUGUUGAUAUUCUCCGUCGCUGUUGCCUUGAGUUUCGCGAGCUGUUCCGUGACGUCACAGAUAUUGACCCCUUUGAGAAAUGCCUUACCAUUGCGUCAGCGUGUAAUCUGGUAUAUCGAACGAAUUUGCUGGAAGAAGACACCAUUGCCAUCAUCCCUCCACAUGGUUACCGUCCGAAAGUCAAACAAUCCAACAUUGCCCUGAAAUGGUUGUCUUACACCGCUGAGAAGAAUGACAUUUUUGUUCAACAUAAACGGAGUGGUGGAGAGAAGAGUGUUGGCAGGUAUUUCCCGGAUGGAUAUCAUGAGGAAACCAAUACAGCUUAUGAAUUCCAUGGAUGUUUCUGGCAUGGUUGCUUGAAUUGUUAUGCCCGUGGUACCGUGAAUCCCGUCACUGGUAAAACGAUGCACAACCUCUACAUGGCGACCGUGGAGAAGACCAGUUACCUCAGGGAAGGUGGUUUCAACGUGAUCGAAAUGUGGGAAUGUGAGUUGAAGCGGGAACUGGAGCAAGACGAAGAUAUGAGAAGUUACUUUGACAAUUACAAACUGAUUGAUCCUUUGGAAUCUCGUGAGGCCUUCUUUGGUGGUCGAACCAACGCUGCCAAACUCUACCAUCAGUGUGAAGAGGAUGAAAAAGUCAGGUACGUCGAUUUCACGAGUCUCUACCCCUGGGCCAGUAAGAUGACGCGAACAAUCGUUGGCCACCCGCGCAUUAUCACCGUAAACUUCGACGAAGACAUCUCCACUUAUUUUGGCUUAAUCAAAUGUACGGUAUUACCACCUCGAGGUCUUUUCCAUCCUGUUUUACCCUAUCGUGCGCAGGGUAAAUUGAUGUUCCACCUUCGCAGAACCUGCGCAGAUACGUGUGAUCAGAACACCUGUACCCACUCCGACAACGAAAAAGCUAUCCAAGGAAUCUGGUGCAGCGUGGAGUUGGACAAAGCCCUAAAGAAACGUUACCGAAUCCUACAAUUGCACGAAGUGUGGCAUUUUCCCGAAACCUCGGACGAACUGUUCAAAGAUUAUAUCGAUACCUUCCUCCAAAUCAAACAGGAGGCGAGUGGAUACCCCAACGACUGUGUUACCGAGGAACAGAAACAACAGUACGUGGACGGGUAUCUAGAGGUAGAAGAAAUCCGUUUGGAUCCAAACAAGAUCGAGUAUAAUCUUGGCAUGCGCGCCUUGGCGAAAUUGAUGCUCAAUUCGUUUUGGGGUAAAUUUGCACAACGACCCAACAUGGCCAAAAACCUAACAGAUUAUUCGAGACCCGCAGGUGUAUUAUGAUUACCUCACCUCGGAUGAAAUCAACGUGCUUGACGCCAACCUGGUGAGUGACGACAUGAUUGAAAUAUAAGUACACCGAGAAUUUCAUCGCACCCAAUGCCAAAACCAAUGUGGUCAUCGCCGCGUUUACCACCGCUUAUGCACGUCUCAAGUUGUACGAGGUAUUGGAUGUGUUGCAAGAAAAAGUCCUCUAUUACGAAACAGAUUCCGUGAUCUUUGUUAGCAAACCCGACGAUCCAGAACCACCGACGGGUUCUUACCUUGGUCAAUUAACCGAUGAAUUGAAAGGGGACCACAUUACCACUUUCAUCUCGGGCGGUCCAAAGAAUUAUUGUUAUCGUACCAAUACGAACAAGGUGAAGACGAAAAUACGUGGGAUCACGUUAAACUGCACGGCUAAACAGAAAGUGAACUUUGAUGUUAUUCGUGCAUUAGUGUUCCUUCAUGCUAAAUGUCAUGUUACCGGACAAGUGUCAGUGGAUAUCCCGUUCAAGAUCACGAGAAAUACGAAGAGCAAAAACAUUGAGACCAAACGCAUGAAAAAGGACUACCGCAUUGUGUAUAAUAAACGUAUAAUUAUUGAUGAUUACAAAACAAUACCAUAUGGGUAUUAA
Paramuricea clavata is the source of this 3195-nucleotide messenger RNA. NCBI's taxonomy places the organism in Eukaryota, Metazoa, Cnidaria, Anthozoa, Malacalcyonacea, Plexauridae. The record is from the annotation of a GenBank genome assembly.